This is a messenger RNA of Cornus florida, 1345 nucleotides long. Its product is annotated as NAC domain-containing protein 21/22-like. The transcript is spliced from 3 exons. Gene Ontology annotation, molecular function: DNA binding. The record is from RefSeq and is a predicted model, not a curated record. Gene Ontology annotation, biological process: regulation of DNA-templated transcription. Bases 289 to 1131 code for a protein of 280 amino acids. Lineage: Eukaryota; Viridiplantae; Streptophyta; Magnoliopsida; Cornales; Cornaceae.
AUAUUGUAAGAAAUUGUAGCAGGCAAAGGUACCUAUCAACCUCUCUCUCUCUCUCUAUAUAUAUAUAUAUACACAUAUACAUACCUUUCUUCUCUAUAUAUAUAUUAUUUCAGCUCUCAAACAUAGGGUUUAAAGCUUCUUUUAGACCACCCAUAUUAAUAUUUCAUCUCCUAUAUAUCAGUAUGCCUAGCUAACCGGAUUUUGCCUUUAGAAUCUCAAACUCAUAGUUUAUUUCUUUGCCACCAACCCUUAAUUUUAUUUAAUUCCUUCCCAAAAAAACCAACUAGAAUGGGUCUUAGAGACAUUGGAGCCACACUGCCUCCAGGGUUUAGGUUUUACCCUAGUGAUGAGGAAUUGGUCUGCCAUUAUCUCCACAAAAAGAUCGCAAACGAAGAAGUUCUCAAGGGUACUCUGAUGGAAAUUGAUUUGCAUACAUGUGAGCCAUGGCAGCUUCCUGAGAUGGCGAAGCUCAAUUCAAAUGAGUGGUACUUCUUCAGUUUCCGUGACCGGAAGUAUGCGACCGGUUACCGGACAAAUCGUGCUACGACGACCGGAUACUGGAAAGCCACCGGAAAGGAUCGUACGGUGCAUGAUCCGAGGACUCGUGCCGUUGUGGGGAUGAGGAAGACACUGGUUUUCUACAGGAACAGAGCUCCAAAUGGGAUCAAAACUGGCUGGAUCAUGCAUGAGUUUCGCCUUGAGAAUCCCCAUAUGCCUCCUAAGGAAGACUGGGUGUUAUGCAGAGUAUUUCACAAAGGCAAAGGAGAGAACAGCAACAUACUUAGCCCACAAAAUAUGUCUGAAACCACAGCAGGUGUCACUUCUCCAAAUUUGGCUGCAUCUCCUCCCACUGACCAAACCUUACAUUAUGGGUGUUAUCACCAAAUCCCACCAUUCUCCCCCAGUCCACAUUAUCAAAACCACAACCCUAGCACUCUCCCAAAUUUAGUCUCCUUAAACCCUAACUUUCUGCAUCCAUCAGAGCUGACGAACAAUGCUCCAGUUGAUGGACUAAACCCUAAAUGCAACGAUGAUCAGUACAGGUUUUUAUUCGAUAUGAGUUUCGAAGAAAGCAGCAUGGGAGAUGGAGUGAUGAAAUUUGAUGAUGAUAACGGUUUAGUUUUCCUAUAAAUUGUGUUUGAAUGUUAGGGAGCUAUAGUCUAUUGUUCAUUUGUGAUUAUAUAUGUUAAUUGGGGUAUUUGGUUUUAGGUAUAAUUCAAUGUUUUAUUGAUGUUUAUAAGAUUUGUUACAUAUAAUUAUAUAGAUGGGAGAUGUAUACAGUACUGUUGGUAACUUUGUAAUUCUAUACAAUAUUGGCUUUGUUUAAUUAAUUUCAUUCCAAGGA